AUGCGCGCGAUGGAAACGUCCACGUCCGUCGCCCGCGCGCGCGUCGCCGUUGCGAGCGAGACGCGGGCGAGGCGGGGGAAAACGAUCGAUUCGCGCGCGCGGUCGACGCGCGCGCGCGCGGGCUCGGACGACGCGUCGACGAUGCGAGAGAUGCGCGCGGCGUACGAGCGGACGCGGGCGAACCCCGGGGCGGAUGCCGUGAUCGAGGCCGUGCGCGAGCUCGCCGAACAGGAGUUCGGCCUGAGCGGGGUGGCGUUCAACGAGGUCAUGGGAAAGAUUGACGAGUGCUUCGACUUCGUCCCCACGGCGUACGCGAGCGGGGUGGGGACGUCGAGGGAGACGAGAAACGCGGCGGGAACGAAUAACGGAUCGUGUAAGACGUUUUAUUUCGCGAAAAUGUGUGGAUUGAGCGAAAAGGCGGCGGUGCGGUUGUUCUGCGAACAUUACGAAGACGUCGCGAACGCGCCGGACGGGGACUCGCACGCGAACAUCCGGGCGUUCAUGGAGAACGGAUACGCGGGAUUGACGUUCGAGGGCGAGGCUUUGGUGGCCAAGGGAUCGGGUUCGAACGAUAUCUGA
Molecule: messenger RNA, 579 nt
Organism: Ostreococcus tauri
Lineage: Eukaryota; Viridiplantae; Chlorophyta; Mamiellophyceae; Mamiellales; Bathycoccaceae
Product: HopJ type III effector protein
Exons: 1
Coding region: 1-579 (192 amino acids)
Source: RefSeq, a predicted model, not a curated record